Messenger RNA from Gilbertella persicaria, 1021 nucleotides. Its product is annotated as 40S ribosomal protein S3. Gene Ontology annotation, cellular component: cytosolic small ribosomal subunit; nucleus. NCBI's taxonomy places the organism in Eukaryota, Fungi, Mucoromycota, Mucoromycetes, Mucorales, Choanephoraceae. The coding region runs from base 104 to 826 and encodes 240 amino acids. Gene Ontology annotation, molecular function: structural constituent of ribosome; RNA binding. Gene Ontology annotation, biological process: translation. The record is from RefSeq and is a predicted model, not a curated record. The transcript has 3 exons.
UUUAGGCAAAUUUCAAGGAAAAAAGCGACUCCAAGCGUCAAAACUAUAGACAAAGCUGCCAAACCAGAUACAUCCUUCCUUUUAAAAAAAGUAACCAACAAAUAUGUCCAUGGCUGCUCAAAUCUCCAAGAAGAGAAAGGUCGCUGACGGUGUCUUCUAUGCUGAAUUAAACGAAUUCUUCACUCGUGAGCUUGCCGAAGAUGGUUAUGCUGGUGUCGAAGUUCGUGUCACCCCUGCCCGUACAGAAAUCAUCAUUCGUGCCACACAAACACAAAAGGUGCUCGGUGAAAAGGGUCGUCGUAUUCGUGAAUUGACCACACUUGUUCAAAAGCGCUUCAAGUUCCCUGAAAACGCUGUUGAACUUUACGCUGAACGUGUCCAAAACCGUGGUCUCUGUGCCAUUGCUCAAUGUGAAUCUGUCAAGUUCAAGCUUCUUAACGGUUUGGCUGUCCGUCGUGCCUGUUACGGUGUUGUCCGUUUCGUGAUGGAAUCCGGUGCUAAGGGUUGUGAAGUUGUUGUCUCUGGUAAGGUCCGUGCUGCCCGUGCCAAGGCCAUGAAGUUCGCUGAUGGUUUCAUGAUCCACUCUGGUAACCCUGCUCGUGAAUUCAUUACUACUGCCGUUCGUCACGUUGAUUUACGUCAAGGUGUCUUGGGUAUCAAGGUCAAGAUCAUGUUGGACAGCGACCCCACUGGUCGUAACGGUCCCAAGCAAACUCUUCCUGAUAUUGUUACCAUUCUUGAACCCAAGGAUGAAACUCCCAUCCUCGAACCCUCUGCUCAAGACUUCAGACCUGCUCCUACUGCUGCUGAGCCUGUUGAAGCCUAAACUUCUUUUUUAUUUGCUUGUGUCUAUAUUCUAAUUGAAAAAUAAAAAAAGGAAUCAAAAACAUGUAUAUAUAUAGGACUUACGAGAGUAUCUUCAAGUGCAUAAAAAAAUAGGAAAGAAUGACAUGUUGCAUUUUUUUAUUGUGACUUGUAGGAGUAGAAGAAAAAGUGGAGAUACUGCACAUCUCUAAAAAAA